Molecule: messenger RNA, 2976 nt
Organism: Arabidopsis lyrata subsp. lyrata
Lineage: Eukaryota; Viridiplantae; Streptophyta; Magnoliopsida; Brassicales; Brassicaceae
Product: probable WRKY transcription factor 16
Exons: 4
Coding region: 124-2949 (941 amino acids)
Biological process (GO): signal transduction; defense response
Molecular function (GO): ADP binding; ATP hydrolysis activity
Source: RefSeq, a predicted model, not a curated record
CACUAGAACGCUAUGUAAGAGUUCGGGAAACAUAACUGUGAGCGAGAGUUGUUUCAUCAAAAGUCAAAACUUGAGAAGUUCACCAAAGUCGACGGUUUCUUCAAACUUGAGAAUCGCGAAAUUAUGACCGAAAGUGAGCAAAUCGUCUACAUCAGCUGCUUAGAGGAGGUACGGUACUCCUUCGUCAGUCACAUCUUCGAAGCUCUCUGCCUAAAGCGCAUAAAUGAUGUAUUCGUCGAUAGCGACGAUCUGCUUUCCAAGGAGGCGCAGGCAAAGGUCGAGAGAGCUAGGGUUUCCGUGAUGAUUUUACCCGGAAACCAUACGGUACGCCUUGACAAGCUCGUGAAGGUUCUCGAGUGCCAGAGGACCAACGACCAGGUGGUGGUCCCGGUGUUGUACGGCAACAGAACAGUAGAGGCCGAAUGGCUUAGCGCGCUGGAUUCGAAAGGCUUCUCAUCAGUUCACCAGUCCAGGAAGGAAUGCAGUGACGCCAAACUUGUAGAAGAGAUUGUCAAAGAUGUGUACGAGAAGCUCUUUUAUACUGGGCGAAUUGGAAUCUAUUCGAAGCUGCUAGAGAUUGAAAACAUGGUUAACAAGCAACCGAUAGGCAUCCGUUGUGUUGGAAUUUGGGGUAUGCCUGGCAUAGGAAAGACAACACUUGCUAAAGCAGUCUUUGACCAAAUGUCUAGCGUCUUUGAUGCUUCUUGUUUUAUCGAAGACUAUGACAAAUCAAUUCAUGAGAAGGGUCUUUAUUGUUUGCUGGAGGAACAAUUUUUGAAAGAAAAGCCUGGUGCCGAUGGUACCACAACUAAACUGAGCUUGCUUAGAAAGAAAUUACACAAUAAGAGGGUUCUUGUUGUUCUUGAUGACGUGCGCAAUCCUUUGGCUGCAGAGCCUUUCCUUGGAGGUUUUGACUGGUUUGGUCCCAAAAGCCUAAUCAUCAUAACCUCCAGAGAUAAACAGGUGUUUCGCCUUUGUCGAGUCACUCAAAUAUAUGAUGUUCAGGGUUUAAAUGAGAAAGAGGCUCUUCGGCUCUUCUCCUUGUGUGCGUCUAUAGACGAUAUGGCAGAGCAGAAUCUCCAUGAGGUGUCAAUGAAAGUUAUUAAGCAUGCAAAUGGACAUCCAUUAGCUCUCAGUCUCUAUGGCAGAGAGCUGAAGGGUAAAAAAAGACCGCCAGAAAUGGAGACAGCAUUCCUCGAACUCAAGGAACGACCUCCAGCUGUUUUUGUUGAUGCUAUCAAGAGCUGCUAUGACACACUCAAUGACAGGGAAAAAAACAUCUUUUUGGACAUAGCUUGUUUCUUUCAGGGAGAAAAUGUCGACUACGUGAUGCAACUGCUUGAGGGUUGUGGUUUCUUUCCACAUGUUGGAAUCGAUGUUCUUGUCGAGAAGUGUUUGGUGACUAUUUCAGAAAACAGAGUGCGGAUGCAUAACUUGAUCCAAGAUGUUGGCCGACAAAUAAUAAAUAGAGAAACAGGAGAGACUAAGAGACGCAGCAGACUGUGGGAACCUUGCUGCAUCAAAUAUUUGUUAGAAGAUAACGCAGAGAAAGAAAAUGGAGAACACCAAACAACUUUGGAACGUGCUCAGUUCUGUUAUCUUUUGAUAGUCUUUGAAUCUGAAUUUCUAGAAGAAAUCGCCAGGGAUGUGUUUGAGCAACUCUAUCCAACAGAAGAGAUUGGGAUCCAGUCACUACUAAAGGAGAUAGUAGAAAACUAUCUAUGCAAUCAACCAUGGGGCAUUCGCACUAUAGGCAUUUUUGGUGAGCCUGGCAUCGGAAAGACAACUCUGGCUACAGCCUUCUUUCGCCGAAUUUCUCAUGGCUAUGAUGAUUCUUGUUUCAUCAAAGAUUUUCACAAAGAAUAUACUGAGAAGAGACUUGAGUAUUUGCCUCCUAAAUACUUGGGUAAAACUUCAAUGGAAAAGUUUGACCUAAAAAGUUUUGAUUCACAGCCAAGCCACCGCAAGAAGUGGGUUCUUGUUGCUCUAGACGAUGUGCAAAAUGCUCAAGACGCGAAGUCAUUUCUUGGUGGAUAUGAUAAGUUUGGUCCAGGGAGCUUGAUCAUCAUAACUUCCAGAAAGAGAAAAAUUCUUGAGCAGUGCCAUAUGAAUAAGAUUUAUGAGCUAAAAGGUCUAAAUGAUGAAGAUGCUCUAAAGCUGUUUACGAGAUGUGCCUUUGGGAACAGAGUGAUAGAGCAGAAUCUUCUGGAUCUUUCAAAGAGAGUGGUUGAUAGUUCUGAUGGGAACCCAAAUACUCUUCGCUCAUUUGCCAAGAAGCUCAAGGGCAAGGCAGUGGAAAAAAUCAGUUGGACGUUUCCUGAUGAUUGUGAUGUAUUCGUUGCCGACGAUGUAUCUUGUGACACUGAGAAGAACACAUAUUUGCGCAUUGUCCCCUGUGAAGAAGACGAUGAAGUACACGAAAAUAAGGAGCUCCAGUCAGAUCACAAUGCGGUUUUGGCCACUGGAGAUAGCAAUACAAUAAUUCUGACCCCAUCCGACUUGUCGGCUGAAUGCGAAUUUCGAUCUUAUUCUCAGAAGAACCCUGGAUUCGGCCUUUACAACCGCAUCUCCAAGUCUCUGCCUAGUAAUCUAAAGGUUUACAGAUUGGAUUAUAACUCUCUGAUGAGAUCCUUGUAUGAACACUUACACCAAAAGCAUCAUGUUCUACUACAAGGGUUUGCUGGUGGACUUCAGAAACGUUGGAAAAGCUUCUCAAACUCGCAUGAUCACGAUCAGCUAGAGCAUCAUCUCCAACUUCUCCUUAAUCUCUCUGGCGGUUGCGUUGUGACCAAAAUUUGUCUAGAAGUUGUACGGAAGAAUAGAGAAUCGAAUGGUAAGAACAUUAAUGGCAUCAAACAAAUAAGAUAUGGAAAUCCUGAGUUAUUGAAGAUUAAACUUGAUCGAGAUCAACCUAAUGGCUUGGGUCAAUAUAUAUCAAAUCAAAAUUAAUGUUGGACAAAACUUAGCUUAAAUUAA